This is a messenger RNA of Juglans regia (Persian walnut), 1297 nucleotides long. Its product is annotated as RNA-binding protein 1-like. Gene Ontology annotation, molecular function: mRNA binding. The transcript is spliced from 7 exons. The coding region runs from base 162 to 863 and encodes 233 amino acids. NCBI's taxonomy places the organism in Eukaryota, Viridiplantae, Streptophyta, Magnoliopsida, Fagales, Juglandaceae. The record is from RefSeq and is a predicted model, not a curated record.
UCUUAAAUAUCUUGAGCACCUGAGCAGGGGAUAAACACUUCAACCAGAGGGAGAUCGAUAGUAUUGUUGCUUUCUUCGUUCUGAUCUGGUCUCUGAAAGACACUUUCGAGGACCGUGGAAACCCCCCUUACCCCGUCGGUUUUAUUCUCUCUCUCUCACGCAUGGCUGAUGCUUAUUGGAGGUACGGCGACUCACGGCAGCCGCCGUCGCAGUCGAUCCCCCAGAUUGUCGGAAAACGCUCCCGCUCCGACUACGAUAUCCCUAGUGGUCAUGAGCUGCCCAGCUAUUUUUCUCGUGAUGAUGAUAGAGGAACGCUUCGCGGAAUUAGAGAUACUGACUCCAUUGGAGCAUCCUAUGAUCGUUACCUUCGCAGUGCACAAGUUUCUUCUUAUGGUGGUGGACAAUCUGCUAGACCACUUGGUGGGGGAUUAUCGAGUCAUGCUGUUGAUGAUCCGCGAAUUGUGGGUAUUGGGAGUGUGGAACAAGGUACUACUGUGAAGGACCGAACCUUGGGAUUUGGAGGUGGAAGGCCUGAGGUUCCCCUUCCUCCUGAUGCUUCCAGUACACUAUUUGUCGAGGGCUUGCCCUCCAACUGUACACGACGGGAAGUGGCUCAUAUCUUUCGCCCUUUUGUUGGUUACAAAGAAGUGAGACUUGUAAGCAAGGAAUCGAGACAUCCUGGGGGAGAUCCACUGGUACUUUGUUUUGUCGAUUUUGUAAGUCCAGCCCAUGCUGCCACUGCCAUGGAUGCAUUGCAAGGUUAUAUCUUUGAUGAGCAUGACCGUGACUCGGUCAGUUUAAGGUUGCAAUUUGCUCGCUAUCCUGGUGCGAGGUCAGGUGGCGGGCAUCGUGGCAAGCGUUGACUUUGCAGUUUUGCAGAUUGCGCUAAAUCAUGGAACGACGCUUCUCUGUAGGAUUCGCUCGAAUAUGGGAGGUAUGAGAAUGAGGGGAAAUGCAACAGCCUUGCCGUUUCGUGAAUUACAAGCGCUUUUGUUAGGAACAACUUGAACUUUGCAGUUUUCGUUGAGUCUGGGGCGAUUGCUAGAGAUUUGGAGUGUGCUUUUCUAUUUUUGAAUUCUGUGAACUAUUUCUGCGUUUAAUUACUAAAGAAUGUUUCCAAAUACUGCUAUUUUAUCCUUAGUUGGAGAUGGUGUAAACUUAUAUGUUGUCCCGCCUCUCAGGCCUAAUAUAUGUUUCGACAUAUAUUUAUAGCAAUGGAAGUGUGGUGAUCAUUAAAAUAUGUAGCAUUAUACAUUAAAAUGUGAUGUAUUGUUUGCAAUUCAACAUUUUCCUGAAA